Messenger RNA from Pediculus humanus corporis (human body louse), 1965 nucleotides. RefSeq names its product vitamin k-dependent gamma-carboxylase, putative. Bases 1 to 1965 code for a protein of 654 amino acids. The transcript is spliced from 12 exons. Lineage: Eukaryota; Metazoa; Arthropoda; Insecta; Psocodea; Pediculidae. The record is from RefSeq and is a predicted model, not a curated record. Gene Ontology annotation, molecular function: vitamin binding; gamma-glutamyl carboxylase activity. Gene Ontology annotation, biological process: peptidyl-glutamic acid carboxylation.
AUGGAUUCAAAAAGUAAUGUUCACUUUAGAAAAUUUACUGGGAGUAAAGAAAAGAUAUUAAAAAAUGAAUUUGAAACAAAGAUAAUUGAUAAAAAAAAAUUAUUUGACAGGAUAGAGGAUUAUUGUGAUUUAAAAAAACUAAAAAUUUACAAUUUGAAUUAUUUAAUUAAUUUAUUAUACAGUCCUACAUGUUCAUCUAGUCUCGGUCUUAUGAUGGUUAUAGAUAUUCCAGAUGAAAGAGGACUUGGUAAUAUUGAUCUUCGAUUUGGUGAUGCUAUGAAAUGUCAUUUUCCAUUGUUUGACUGGUUAUCUCCUUUACCUUUAGAAUAUAUGGGUUUAUUGUACUUUAUUAUGUGGCUAGGUUCAUUAGGUAUAUGCCUAGGUUACAAAUUUAAACUGUCUUGUAUUUUAUUUAUUUUUCCCUACUGGUACAUUUAUUUGUUGGAUAAAUCGUUUUGGAAUAAUCACAGUUAUCUCUAUGGAUUGAUUUCAAUUUUAUUCACAUUUACCUGCGCACAUUAUUCUUUUUCUUUAGAUGCUUAUUUGAAUCCUUCGAUCAACAAUGAGCCAGUGCCAUUAUGGAAUUAUGUCAUUAUCCGUUUUCAAUUUUUUCUUCUUUACUUUUAUGCAGGAAUGAAGAAAUUUGAUCCUGAUUGGAUUGGAGGAUAUUCUAUGACAAAAUUAGGUCUUCAUUGGGUUUUCGAACCUUUCAGAUUGGUACUUAAUAACGAUCAAAUAGAUUUUUGGAUAAUACAUAUUUUCGGAUUCACAUUCGAUUUAACAGUAGGAUUUUUCUUUUUAUUCGAUAAAACUAGACCAAUAGCCAUUAUUUUUUCUACAGCUUUUCAUUUAUUAAAUAGUUGUAUGUUUCACAUUGGACAAUUCCCAUAUGUUUGCUUGGUGACAACACCGAUUUUCUGUAACUACGACUGGCCAGAACAACUUCUCAAUCAUGAAAAAUAUCCCAUUUGCAUGGAAAAAGUAACUAACAAACAAAAAUUUGUUUGUUUUGCAAUGAGUAUUUACAUAGCCGUUCAACUUUUUCUACCAUAUUCUCAUUUUCUGACUCAGGGUUAUAAUAAUUGGACGAAUGGUUUGUAUGGAUAUUCUUGGGACAUGAUGGUUCAAAAUUGGAAUUCCGAUGCUAUCGUAAUCAAAGUAGUUGACAACGAAUCGAAAAAAGAAUUUUUCAUAGAUCCGGAAGCUUGGGUUAGUAAUACCAGGUACAGCAAACACGGGGAUAUGUUAAUACAAUAUGCUAAAUGUUUAAAAAAAAAUUUGAAUAAUCCAAACGUGUACACUUCGAAAGAUGUCGGAGUUAAAUCAUUCGAUGAUAUUUCUAUUUACGUCGAUGUCUGGUGUUCUUUAAAUGGAAGAUUUCAACAGAGAAUGUUUAAUCCAAAUCAAAAUUUAUUGACUGCAAAAUGGAAUCCAUUUGAAAAAAUUUCCUGGUUGAUGCCAUUACUAACGAAUUAUUCUUCUUGGCGUGUGAAUUUAAAAGAAAUUCAAAAACAGGUACACGGUUGGUCGAAUCACAGCGAAGUUUUAUUCGUUGCCGAUUUUCCAGGUAUGCAUUUGGAAAAUUACAUUGAGAUGGAAUUUACGAACGUGACGGUUACGGUUUUAGAGGGUACCAUAACUCUGGAACAAGGAAAUAAUAAUAAUACUCUCGCAAAAGGAGAUUUUGCUAAAAUAAACGAAGGAACUUUUCAUAAAAUAUACACGAUAUCGACCGUACCUUCUUGUUACAUGUACACGUAUAAUAAUUUCAGCGUCGAUACCAAAAUCGAUACCAAUUUAAACGGUACAGCAUCGUUAGGCAGCGCCAUAUUGAAUGAAAUCUUUGUCGAAAAUUUAUCUAUAAGAUUUGAAAAAUUAUUUAAUUCUUUUACACGUCUUCGGGAUUGUUUUUAUAAAUUAUUAUUUAAUGUUCCGAUACCGAUAAGAAAUAAGGGAAAACGUUAA